AUGGGUAGUCAGACUCUGAAUGGUCUGUGGCCUAAGCAUGAAAUGGGUUACAGAGAUGACGAUCCAUACCUCUUUCCUAGCCAAAUGCCUUCAUUAGACUUGAGCUGGUAUUCUCCAAUGGAUUGGCAAUAUGAAUUGCCGAUACAAGAGAGCUUUAUGGAUGCCAGUCCUUUGAUGGAGAGCUUCCCUACCGACCCUCUGUUUGCAUCCUUGGACCUUGAACCAGCCAUAAGCGUAAUGCAAGAUGAUUUUUUUUGCGGUUAUGGUAGUCGGUAUGGAGUUUGGAAUGAGACAGGUCCUAAGCUUGAGCCGGAGAACCAGGCUAAUUUACUGUUGCGUAACAAUGAUAAAAAAGGCAAUAAUGGACCGAGGGAAGAUCAGGGGAAGAUGAAGACGUACAGAGAAGAGGGAUGCAGCAGUUCUAGACUUCUAUCCAGGGAAACCAUUUCUCAGUACUUCUACAUGCCAAUAACGCAGGCAGCGAAACAGCUUAACGUGGGUUUGACACUUUUGAAGAAAAGAUGUCGAGAGUUGGGUAUUCGUAGGUGGCCCCAUCGGAAGCUGAUGAGCCUCCAAACCCUAAUCAACAAUGUACAGGUGUUGGGUAAAGAGGAAGGAGAAGAGAGUGAAGCAAAGUUGAGGGACGCGAUAGAGAUAUUAGAGAGGGAGAAGAAGCUGUUGGAGGAAAUUCCAGAUAUGCAACUUGAGGACAAUACGAAGCGGCUUAGGCAAGCUUGUUUUAAAGCUAACUAUAAGAAGAGGAAGCUCGGGGGGUUGAUGGAUUUUCAAUCUUCUUCUAGCAGCAAUCGUGGAAGUGCGGAUGGGGGUUAUAACAUGGUUAAUCACAAGAGAAGGAAUGAAGAAGAAGAAGAGGAUCUAGAAGAAGUGGAUGAGAUAUCUCUCUUUUUGGACUCCUUUCCAUAG
Messenger RNA from Carya illinoinensis, 924 nucleotides. Its product is annotated as protein RKD1-like. The record is from RefSeq and is a predicted model, not a curated record. The transcript has 4 exons. Bases 1 to 924 code for a protein of 307 amino acids. Lineage: Eukaryota; Viridiplantae; Streptophyta; Magnoliopsida; Fagales; Juglandaceae. Gene Ontology annotation, molecular function: DNA-binding transcription factor activity.